CUGCGUAAUUCCUUGUGUAAACCUACUGGGGAAAACAGGAUAUUUUUUUUUUCAUGACCACAGGUGAUUCCAUUUAAAUUGGCUGCUGUGUGAAUAUACAAGUGACAAGACAAUUUGACCUAAUGGUUAAUACUGAUUAAGUUAUCUCAGGCAUCCAGAUCAUAUCAGGAUAAUGGCUUUUACUGUAUUUCUCAUAGCUCUGCUUGCCAAUCUUUGUUUGCUUGCAGCGUCCAGCCGAGACCUGGAAGGGCGUACAGCACAUCAAGAAGAACUGAAGAUAAUCAAAGACAAGCACCCAAUCUAUAAUAACCCCCGAAACAUGGACCACUCAGCAUUGUGGAUCAAGACUACAGAAAGUACUGUGGUGGCCCAAAAUUUGGCAGAGGAUUUACCAAAGCAUGUGGCAUCUUUCCUUUACAGAGGAGAUUCUAAUGAACUGAGGCAAGCUAACUGCUCUAAGAGAUAUGAGUUAACCAGUUUAUCUGGGAUCUCCCCCAUUUCCUUGCAUCCCUCUUUGCAAACCUCAGUGGAUUUACUAAUUCAUGCAACUAACUUUUUAAACAUGAUGUUGCAAAGCAAUAAAUCGAGAGAGCACAACUUGCAAAGAGAUAUGGAGUGGUAUUAUGCAUUGAUAAGAAGUAUACUGGAAGGAGAACCAAGUAUACUGAGAUCUGCUAUUACUUAUAAUGUGGAUGUCUUGUCUAAUAUCCCUCAGGUUUUUCUCCAAGCCACAAGAGAUGAAAACAAAAUAAUUCUGCAAGAUUUAUCAUCAUCAUCCUAUCACUUGGCAAACACAACACAGGAAAAUGAAUGGUUUAACAUAUUCAAACACAAGUGGAGGCCACAUCACCAUAAGAGAUUUUCAAAUGGUGCUAAAACUUUUGAUGACAACUUAAAGAAAGGCAGCAGCUUUAUAGCAGACAGAAAGCAUAUUAAAUGGUCCUCGCCCUAUCUAGAAUGUGACCAUGGGAAGUAUAAACCAUACUGGAGUAUUACUCUGUCAUCUGCAUUUUAUGGUCUUAAACAAAAUCUUAUGCGAGAAUUCAGGGGAGUACUUAAAGUGGAUAUAAACCUGCAGAAAUUUGACAUUGACCAAUGCGCAAAUGAUGGAUGGUUUUCUGGAACUCAUCGAUGCCAACACAAUAGUUCAAAGUGUAUACCAAUUAAGGAUCAUGGAUUUGUUCUCGGAGCCUAUAAAUGCAUUUGCAAGCCUGGAUUUUUUCAUCCUGACAUCUUUACAGUGAACGGCUUUCAAAGACAGAAAAUGGAUAAUCAUUUUUCAAGAGGAGAAAUAUCUGAGGAAGAAUAUAAGUGUCUACCCUGCAGGGAAGGAUGUUCUCAUUGCACAGACGAUACUCCCUGCUAUGCACAGGAGGACAAAUAUUUACGGAUUGCUAUCAUCUCAUUCCAAGCUUUCUGCAUGCUGCUGGACUUCAUAAGCAUGCUUGUAGUCUACUAUUUUCGCAAGGCAAAGAGUGUUAGAGCUUCAGGACUCAUUUUAUUGGAGACUAUUCUGUUUGGAUCUCUUCUUCUCUACUUCCCAGUUGUUAUUUUAUAUUUUGAACCAAGCACAUUUCGAUGCAUUCUACUAAGAUGGGUUCGUCUUCUGGGAUAUGCAACUGUCUAUGGAACAGUGACACUCAAACUUUACAGGGUUUUAAAAGUGUUCCUCUCACGUACGGCCCAGCGCAUCCCAUACAUGACAAGUUGCAGAGUAAUGCGAAUGCUGUCUGUGAUUCUUCUGUUAGUUCUUUGGUUUCUUAUUUCGUGGACUUCAGCUGUUUGUCAAAAUAUGGAUAGAAACAUUUCACUUAUUGUUCAAGGAGAAACUACAGACCAUCUUCAUUUUAACAUGUGCCUGAUAGAUCGCUGGGAUUAUAUGAUGGCUGUUGCUGAGUUUUUGUUCCUUCUCUGGGGUGUAUAUCUUUGUUUUGCUGUUCGGACUGUUCCAUCUGCAUUUCAUGAACCACGUUACAUGGCUGUCGCAGUUCACAACGAGCUGAUAAUUUCUGCUAUAUUCCAUACUAUAAGAUUCGUCCUUGCAUCAAGACUUCAACCUGACUGGAUGUUGAUGCUAUACUUUGUCCAUACACAUCUGACCGUGACUGUUACUGUUGGAUUACUUCUUAUACCUAAGUUUUCUCAAUCAAAUAACCACCCACGAGAUGACAUAGCAGCUGAAGCGUAUGAAGAUGAACUAGACAUGGGUAGAUCUGGAUCCUACCUCAAUAGCAGUAUUACAUCUGCAUGGAGUGAACAUAGUUUGGACCCUGAAGAUAUCAGAGAUGAACUAAAGAAGCUUUAUACUCAGCUAGAAAUCUACAAAAGAAAAAAAAUGAUUGCAAAUAAUCCCCAUCUUCAGAAAAAGAGAUGCUCUAAAAAAGGAUUAGGACGAUCAAUUAUGAGACGUAUAACUGAGAUUCCAGAAUCUGUCAGUAGGCAAUGUUCUAAAGAAGACAAGGAUAGCAUGGAUCAUAUUAAUCCCAAAAAUAAUGUCGGUAACACGAAAAAGAGUCACCAAGAUUACUCUGCUUCUAAUGUAAAAUCCAAGGAAGCUAUUUCUAUGAAAAAGUCCCAUAGCACAUAUGACCAUUUAAGAGGUCAACAUGAGAAAUCUAAUGGUAUUUCCACAGAUAAGCUGCAUCUAUGUGAAAAUUCAAUAUGCAGUUCUUUAAAUGGUAAAAAGCCAAACAGAAAGGAGCCUGAGGAGCUUGAAGCAGUAUCGAGUGAAUCAGUCCCUUUGGUCUGCAAGUCUGCAAGUGCUCACAAUCUAUGUCUGGAUAAGAAACCCUUGCAUCCAAGUGUGUCUGUCCUACAUAAAUCUCUUAGUGUUAUUGGCAACUCUACAGAUAAUAGUUUAGGUCAAACAGAAAAAACAAAAAGUUUAGAAAAUGGAGAAAAAUGUGAACAAGCAGAUUCUAAGGACAACGAUGCACAUAAAUGCUUUCCAUCUGUAAAAGAUGAAAAUAUGGAGCAGCAUCCAAGAACUUCAAGUCCAAUUGAAGAAAUACAAAAAACUCACAAAUCUGGAAUAAUGAAGCAACAAAUAAUGAGUCUCCCUUUAGGGGACACAGAGAAAACAAUAACUACACCAGGGUUUAGAGAAAAAUUUGACAUAGAAGAAGUAUGUCCAUGGGAAAUGUAUGACCUUACUCCUAGUGCUGUGCCUUCUGAAAAUAAAGUUCAAAAGCAUGUGUCCAUUGCUCCUCUGGAACAAGAAAAGAAUAGUGCAUCUCGUUCAAAGAGUAAAUUACAUAAUAGAGCCAAGUCUAAUGAACAAUCAAAGCAAAAGGGUCAAACCAAACCAGAUUCAAAGGUAAAAGAAACACAAGAAGAGACUGUGAAAGGUGAAAAUACAUUCAAAUAUGACAUAGCUAAUAGUAUGGAUUCAGAAUGGCUCACACAACAAAGUUCAUCUAAAUCACAAGAUAAAGAGCAGAAAAUAAAUGUCCUUGAGACUGAAGGAACUUUAACAUCUCCUGAUCAUCACUGUAAUUCCAACAAUAACUUGCCACAAUCUUUAGCACACCGAGCUGAAGUGUGUCCAUGGGACUUUGAGGUAGAAAAUGCAUUAAGUGUUGAGAAAAAUAAAGUUCUACCUAUAACAUCUGUUACAAGCCCAACAUCUCCCUCUAAAAACACACCAAUAUCUCCAUCAAAAAAGAAAGUCUUAGGAAUGCCAAUGAAAAGUAAUACACAACAUGUAAAAAAAGAUACGGGCACAGAAAAGGGGAAAACAAAAAGCAAAAAUAAAGAGUUAGAAGUGCCCACUAUUAAAAUGGACAAAUCAAAAAGUGCAGAGGUUUGUUCUUCUACAGAUACAACUCUUGGAGUAUCAUCAAACAAAGUGAAAAGUACAUCGAAUGAGCAUGGCAUAGACAAAUGCAAAUUAGCUGAAAUUUGCCCUUGGGAAAGCAUUUCUCAGUCACAGUCAGAACAAGAAACGGAAGCAACAGACAAUACACAUGCAAAAAGGAUGCAAGGAUCAAAUUUGGUGGACAUCUGUCCAUGGGACUAUGAAGAGAAUAGUGAAGGAAAACAAGGAUGA
Bombina bombina (fire-bellied toad) is the source of this 4048-nucleotide messenger RNA. It is a transcript of the gene GPR158, whose product is annotated as G protein-coupled receptor 158. The coding region runs from base 173 to 4048 and encodes 1291 amino acids. The transcript has 11 exons. The record is from RefSeq and is a predicted model, not a curated record. NCBI's taxonomy places the organism in Eukaryota, Metazoa, Chordata, Amphibia, Anura, Bombinatoridae. Gene Ontology annotation, molecular function: G protein-coupled receptor activity. Gene Ontology annotation, cellular component: membrane. Gene Ontology annotation, biological process: G protein-coupled receptor signaling pathway.